UCCCUCUUCCUCUCCAGAGCAGACCAUGAUAGAACCAGAACUACUGACCGAGGUCCCGGCAGCACUUAAACGGCUUGCCAAGCAGGUUGUGAGGGGUUUCUAUGGAGUUGAACACGCCUUGGCUCUUGACGUGCUCAUCCGAAAUCCCUGUGUGCGAGAAGAGGACAUGCUGGAGCUGCUCAAGUUUGAUCGUAAACAGUUGCGCUCGGUUCUAAACACCCUGAAGUCUGACAAAUUUGUGAAGUGCCGCAUGAGAGUGGAGACAGCCCCUGAUGGCAAGACAACAAGGCACAACUACUACUUCAUCAACUACAGGUUGCUGGUAAACGUGGUCAAGUAUAAAUUGGAUCACAUGCGACGGCGCAUUGAGACGGAUGAGCGGGACUCCACCAAUCGUGCCUCCUUCAGGUGCCCCUGCUGCCACUCCACCUUCACUGACCUAGAAGCCAACCAGCUGUUUGAUCCUAUGACUGGUACAUUUCGCUGCACGUUCUGCCAGACCGAGGUAGAAGAGGAUGAGUCUGUUUGUCCUGAUGCGAGGACACAAGUGGCACGCUUCAAUGAGCAGAUUGAACCCAUCUAUGCACUACUACGUGAGACCGAAGAUGUUAACUUGUCCCAUGACUUGUUGGAGCCCGAGCCUUCUGAGAUCCCUGCCCUCAAACAGAGCCGUGAACGUUCUGCGGCAUCAGCGAGUGGGCCACACCGCGAAGCCUGGUCAAACAAAGGCUCGUCAUACGCUGACAUGUACACCCAGAACGUGGUUAUCAGCAUGGAGGAGCAGCAGGAACAGCAGAAGCAGGCUAAUGAGGGCAAGGCUCCCAAAGAAAGGCCCGUCUGGUUGACUGAGAGCACUGUGCAGGGUGCUUACAGCGAGCCUGACCACCUCAAAAACAGUGGAGACAUAGUACACAAACCCAUGGAUGGAGAAGCCGGUCUUGGGAUUGGUCAGGCAGAUGAGAAUGAGGAAGUCAUGCGUGCUUUGCUCAUCCAUGAGAAAAGGGGUGCGGCAGCAGCAGGUGGAGGUGGAGCGAGCGUCGCUACCAGGGGACUCACCUCCGCCACAGGAAAUGCUAGUGACUCUGACAGUGACACCAGUGAAUCAGACGAUGGCUCUCCCUCAGCUCCUCCCACCACCACAGCUGCUCAUAGUCGGGCUGACGAGGACGACGAAGAGGACGACGGGGAGUUUGAAGAGGUGGGGGACGAGCCCAUGGUGACGGUGGGGGGCCGACCGUUCUCAUACCGAGAGGUCAGCCAGAGGCCAGAGCUAGUGGAGCAGAUGUCUGCACAAGAGAAGGAGGCCUACAUUGAAAUGGGAAGAAACCUCUUCCAGGAUAUGUACUUCUGAACACAUUUACACACAUAACAUAGAUAGUAGAUUUGAUGAAUUGGCUUUAAAUUCACUGGUAAUAUCUGAGGACAUAUUUGUACACAGUACAAAAACAAAACGUGCUUUUUUUACAGUAUACAUUAUACUUUUCAUUACAAAACCAAGGGCAUGCUUUGACAGUGUUCAAUAACUGAUCAUACCUUUUAGUAUUCUCUCAGUAUUUUUCUCUUUUUGUCAACAGACCAAAAGUAGAUGACGAGCUUCACUUUGUGUGAAAGUUGCUGUCAGUUUUAUUUUUGUUACAGCUAUAAAAGGCCAUCUGGACCAAGUGUGAACAUAUGGUUAGCUAACUUUUGUGACGUGUGGGGCAAAAUGCAUUGUUUUUUGUUUUUUUUGUAGCUACAGAGAGGAGACAAAUUCAUCAGCGAGCAGAAAACUGUUUUUUUGGCUUACAAUGUAAGCGUUCACAUUGUUAAUUUCUGAGUCUGUUUUCAGUUUAGUUCAUGGAUUAUGGAGGACUCAUAGUUAAAGAACUUUAGUCUAGAUAAGCCUACAAUUUGAGCUUGAAUUUGAGAGAAAGUUUGGCUGAGUGACAUAAAGAUGUAAAAAAAAAAAAGAUGUGGAAAAUAAAUUGUUCAGACAUUUAAAAUAAAGAUUGAAGAUCAUCAAAGAAAAUAUUCAGAAAUAAAGAUGUUUAAAAGUGGAAAAUGUGUUUGAAAUCUUUAAAAGAAAAGAAGAAGAUGCACUUAAACAUUUUUUAGUUUGAUGGGAGAGGGAGCUGUUUCCCCGCCUGCUUUUUAUUCUUUUACCAAUCACAUCUAUGCUAGAUAUUUGAUAAUGUGAUGGUUUUACAGAUCCAUUCAUAAACUCCCAAAUGACUUGGAGUCAUCUGUGCCAUCAUGAUAACUUCAGACAUGAGUGGGAGAAGGAAAUAGUGCUGCUAAUGUCGUCUCCAAGCAACAGUAAAAUAUCUAGCCCUUAAGCAAACCUUACCUGGCAUACAACUGUUGACUUUAAACACCUCAAAUACUAGCAUUAUUUUUUUUAAUUGAUUUCCUGAUGAGGGCAGAGUGUAUGUGUCACCUCUAUGAAUACUUGAGCAGUCACCACCACCAGCUGCAGACUGUGUCUCUUUUACUCAAACUGUGUGUGGCUGUUAGUGCUAGUGUUUAUUUGAAUGAGAUGCUUUUUGCAAUGAAGACAAUUUGCCUUUAGAGUGGUCAAUUUCCCCCCAAAUGACUGCAUAACGGCUGAGCCACUCAGACACACAGAAGCAGUUUACUCUCUAGUGCUGUUAGGGCUGCAUUAAAACCUUUGUGUGUGUUUUUGAAUUAGACGGUCUCUAGUUGACUGAUUUGCACAAGUUCAGUGGGUGUAAACGCCAAACAAUCCUUUUGUGAAUCAGGACCUAGGCUUUUAGAAAGCAAAAUGUUUGGCUGCAGAGGAGCUGACAGACACUCUAUUCAAACAUUAAUGUGGAUCACUUGUGCCGUUUGACAAAUAGCAUAAAAACUGUAUUUAA
This is a messenger RNA of Labrus mixtus (cuckoo wrasse), 2855 nucleotides long. It is a transcript of the gene gtf2e1, whose product is annotated as general transcription factor IIE, polypeptide 1, alpha. The coding region runs from base 26 to 1351 and encodes 441 amino acids. Gene Ontology annotation, cellular component: transcription factor TFIIE complex. The record is from RefSeq and is a predicted model, not a curated record. Lineage: Eukaryota; Metazoa; Chordata; Actinopteri; Labriformes; Labridae. The transcript has 5 exons. Gene Ontology annotation, biological process: transcription initiation at RNA polymerase II promoter; transcription open complex formation at RNA polymerase II promoter.